CACGACUCUUCUCACAGCUGCCAGCAUGUCAGAACGAAUUGCUGUUGAUCUAGAUUACGACUCUGCUAUCGGAAUACCACUCGACGACUCGUUGAAUUUAUCACUUCGAUCCAGCCUGCUCCAUUUCGCGCAAGAAAACGGACGGACUUACCACAGGUUAAGUGAAGGGAAGUAUGCCUACCCAAAUGACGAUGUGAGCUCAUCAUGAAACAAACUGAGUGCUUGCUCUGACUGCAUUGGAGAUCGAAAACGAUAGACUCGAUCUGCAAGAUGGCAUGUAUAUCAUUACGCUUGACGGGAAGAGGGCAUUGAAUCCAGGAGCCGAUACUGCCAAACGAGUUUUAGAUAUGGGUACCGGAACAGGGAUCUGGGCAUUGGAAUUUGCUGAGGAACACCCAGCUGCCGAAGUGAUCGGCGUUGAUCUGAGUCCUAUCCAACCUCCUUUCGUACCACCGAACUGCAGUUUCGAGAUCGACGACCUUGAGAAAGAGUGGACAUGGACGACACCAUUUGACUUUAUUUUCUCCCGCAUGAUGACAGGAAGCUUCUCCGACCCAGAAACGAUAGCAAAAAAGGCAUUGAAUGGUCUAAACCCCGGUGGCUGGUAUGAGAUCCAGGAUAUCCAACUCCCCGUCUUCUGCGACGAUGGGACUCUCGACCCCAAAACCUCUCCACUGAUGAAGUGGCAAGAAUGCCUUAUCGAAGGCUCUCGUAGACUUGGUCGGCCACUUGGCGAGUCUGACAAGUAUAAAGCCCUCAUCAAGAAAGUCGGCUUUCAUAAUGUCGUGGAAACUGUUUACAAAUGGCCUACCAACAGCUGGCCCAAAGACCCAAAACUCAGGGAACUUGGGAAAUGGAACCUCAUCAACUUUGAAUCAGGACUUGAGGGCGUAAGUCUAGCUUUGUUCACCAGGAUGCUCGGUUGGUCAAAAGAUGAAGUGCUGUCUCUUUGUGCGGAUGUGAGGAAUGAAUUGAGGAAUCCGAAGGUGCAUGGGUACUGGAAGAUCUAUGUGGUCUAUGGCCAGAAGCCGGAGAAGGAGGCAGCUUGGUAGAAGGAAAAUUAGCCUUGAGCUUGUGCGGUGUCGACUAUACGAUAGCCAAUGCCUUUUCUAUUUGGCGUGUAGGAUAGUGGGGCCUCUGCUUUUUAUUCAGUUCAAAGGUCUAGGUCAAUUGACUUGUCUUGUCACGCUGAAAAACAUGUUACGUGGAAGACGAGCAAGGAGUCUGUUCCAUGAGACCAUCUCAAUGUCGCCAUUUCGCAGACUACGCUAGAACCCAGGAUCAUGGGCUGACCACAAAGGGUUUCGAAGCCAUUCCGCCUAAGUUUAAUUCCUGUCACGAGCAAAAACACAACAUACGACUGAUCAG
Molecule: messenger RNA, 1368 nt
Organism: Fusarium odoratissimum NRRL 54006
Lineage: Eukaryota; Fungi; Ascomycota; Sordariomycetes; Hypocreales; Nectriaceae
Exons: 10
Coding region: 276-1052 (258 amino acids)
Molecular function (GO): methyltransferase activity
Source: RefSeq, a predicted model, not a curated record